CGACGAUCGGGUGGUGCAGAUCGAGCACUUGGACGGCAUCUGUGAGCUGAUCAUCAACAAGCCGACCGUCAAUGACAACGGAAUCUAUGUCUGCAGUGCCCAGAACAAAUUGGGCAGUCAGUCGACCACCCACACGGUCGUCGUCGACACACACUCAUCGCGUCGAUCGAGUAUUCUCUCCACUUUGGCCAUGCAGGACGGUGCAAAGGAGGGCGAAGCCGUGGAGGGUGGUGGCAAGGCCAAGAGCAGGCCGAAGAAGAAGAAGGACGAUGAGGAGGGCCGGCGGCGGUGGCGGCGGGGAUGGUGGCUACGAGCGACGCAGCCGCAUGCCGGACCCUUCGCCCAAGCAAAUGCUCUACUUCACGGUCAAUCUGUCCAAUCGGUAUGUUGCCGAGGGCUCCAAGGUCAAGUUGCAGGCUGUAAUUGGAGGUCCGGAGCCGACACUCAAAUGGCAGAAGGACGACCAGAAUGUCUCCUACGGACCGCGCAUUCGCAACAUGAAUCGUGAUGGCCUGGCGGUCCUGGAGUUUGUCAACGCCUCAACAGAGGACUCUGGCACCUACACGAUCACUGCCCAAAACGAGCACUGCAAGAUCACAACCUCGGCCGUGCUGCAUGUCUACGAGGCGAAGGUCAACACCGAUGUCCAGCCCGUGUUCAUACGUUCGCUAAAAGACACCUAUCAUCUGAACACCAAUGAGCUGAUUCUGGAGACGGCGGUGCGAGGCCAGCCCACACCGGAGGUGCAGUGGUUUAAGGACAGCAUUGAGAUCCAAAGCGGCGGUCGCUUCCAGCUUAUCGAGCAUCAGGAUGGCUCCUGCGAGCUCCACAUCGAUCGUCCGGACAACAAGGACUCGGGCAAAUAUGUCGUUAAGGCCGAAAGUCGGGCCGGCAAAAUGGAGAUCUCGCAUUACGUUUUGUUCGAGGGCAUGGCUCAUCAUAUUGCGGACAACAUCCAUGGCGUGUUCCAUGCCGACAAGAAUCUUCUGCGUGCCAAGGAGGAGAAGGAGAAGCCCUCGGAGGACUGGAGGAAGCCAACUCCAGCGGCGGCCGCACCCGAGUCUGAGGCUGAGGCCGAGGAGGGCAAGGGCAAGCGACGUGGCCGCAAGGCGGACGAUGAUGAGGGAGUUUCAUCGGCCUAUGCCUCCGACUAUGCCUCGGACUCGGGCAGUAUUUCGAGCAAGCGGCGCGAGAAGAACAUCGUAAUCCACUUCAGCACCUCCAUGAGGGAUCGCGUUGUGGCCGAGGGAUCCAAGGUGAAGAUAUCCUGUUUCCUGGACGCCAAGGAGCCACAAGUCAAGUGGUUCAAAGACGGAGAGCAAUUGGUGAAUGGACCCAAGAUCAGGGGCCGCUAUAGCGAGGGCCUGUGCCUUCUGGAAAUCACGAGCGCCACGGCGGAGGACAAUGGCGAGUACAAGUGCUGGGGACGCGAUGAAACCGGCGAAGCGUCCACCUCGUGCCGCCUGGAGGUCUUCGAGGAUCCGGGCACCGGCGACGUUCCGCCCACAUUCACGCGCAACAUCAAGGACACGCUGCACGGCAAGAUCAACGAACUGCAGCUGGACGUACAUGUGCGCGGUCUGCCCACGCCCUCGGUCACAUGGGUGAAGGAUGGCGUGAAGAUCGAGAACAGCGACAAGUACCAGCAGGUGGACCACGAUGAUGGCACCUGCGAGCUCUUCAUCAGUAGCCCGAAGCCCUCGGACAGCGGCAAGUACGUUUGCCAGGCCGAGAACCGCGAGGGCAAGACGGAAAUCGUUCACAUGGUCACCGUGGAGAAGCGUGUGAGGGCUCCACGCAUUUCGCCGCCCAGGGAGGGCAGGCCGCCCCGUCCUGCUGGCGAGGGCGAGGAGCCAGCCGCCGGCGAGGAGGGAGAAGUUGGAGCCGACGGUGAGCCGAGACGCAGGAAGCCCAAGCCCGACGAAGAGGAGGUGACAAGCUCGAGGCGCGAAGUACCCAUGCCACCAGAUCUAAGAAAGCGUCUCUACUUCCGCAACUACCUCUCAAACCGCACCGUCAAGUCGGGCAGUAACGUCAAGUGGAUGGUGAACAUCGACGGACCGGAGCCAAGUGCCAAGUGGUUCCACGGCGAUCAGCCGAUUGCCUUCGGCCCCAAGAGCAAGAUGUCCAUGCAGGACGGCAUUGCCUGGCUGAAUCUGGUGGGUGUGACCGAGGAGGAUGCCGGCGAGUAUACGCUGAGGGUGAGGGGAUCUGACAACGAAAUCGUGAGCACUUGCAACCUGUUCGUUUACAGCACGGGAAAAGAAGAGAUAAUCCCACCCACCUUUGUGGUGGGCAUCAAAGACACAUAUUCUCUCAACGAGAAUGAGUUAGUUCUGGAUUGUCGCGUACGUGGCCAGCCUCGCCCCGAUAUUACGUGGAUGAAGGGGAACGAGAUCCUUAGCAGCGAUGAGAAGUACCAGAUAACCGAUCAGGCCGAUGGGUAUGCCAAGCUGGUCAUUGUCAACCCCACCGAGAAGGACUCUGGCGUCUACUCGUGCGUGGCCCGCAACGAGGGUGCCGAGAACAAGAUGUCUCAUCAAGUGGACUUUAAGGGACGUGAACGGUACACACAGGAGAAGACGUCCGGCUUCUACCAUCGUGACCCCAAUAAGCCGCACUUCCUCACGCCGCUCGGCAAUCAGACCGUCUGCGAUGGUGGUACUGUAGCCAUUUCGGCCGAGUUCAUGCAGACAACCACGCCCCUCGAGGUGAAAUGGUUGCGAGACCGCCAGGUCGUCGAAGGUCCCAAUGUCCAGGCCCUGGCCGAUCGCGGUGUCUACACGCUGACCAUCAUGAAAGCCACGUCAGAGGUUGAGGGCACCUACACCUGCCGCGCCUCGAACGCCUACGGACGGAUCGAGUCGCAUGCCAAUGUCGAUGUGGCUGUUGGUGCCGAAAAGGACGAACGGCCACCGCUGUUCCUGUCUCGCCCAGAUACCGAAAUGAAGAUCGCUGUGGGUGAUCCCUUCUCGUUUGCGUUCCGUAUUGCCGGCGAACCGAAACCAAAGCUCACGUUCAUGAAGGGCACCAAGGACAUCACCCAAUCGGAUCGGGUCAGCAAAGAGGUAUCCGAUGACUAUACCAGAUUCACAGUGCAGCAGGCCCAAAUCUCCGACUCGGGCACCUAUUUCGUUGUGGCACGUAACAACUUUGGCACGGACAGGAUAUUUGUUACCGUCACGGUAAACCCGCGCGCUCGCUCCACAACGCCAACGCAACCUCGCUGGGGCCUACCCCUGGACAGUUACAGCGACACAUCGUAUUUCAGAGAUCCCCCUGGCUGCAUAUCCACCGAACCUCUGGUCGUCGACUCCGGACCCACACACAUCUCCCUGUCAUGGGGCAAGCCCGUGAGUGCCAACUCGGCUCCAGUCAUUGCCUACAAGGUGGAGGCCUGGAUUUUGGGCCACGAGGGCGGCGCCUACUGGCGAGAGCUGGGACUGACGCCGAUCAACUCUUUCGACGCCUUCAAUCUAAAGCCCAAUGUGGAGUACCACUUCCGGGUCACGCCAAAGAAUCGCUACGGCUGGGGCCCGGCCGUCCAGACGAGCUCCGCUCUGCAGGUGGGUGGCGUCGAGUGCCUACCCGAGUUCGUCAAGAUCCUGCCCGGCCAGGUUAAGGCCCUGUUUGGCUCUUCCUUCACUCUCCAGUGCAACAUGCGAGGCGCCCCACGUCCCACAGUGACUUGGUACAAGGAUGGUAUUCAGCUGAGCAGCAGUUCUGAGCGCGUAAGGAUACGACAGAUUGGCUCUACCUGCGCCCUGACCAUAGCCACGGUCAGCGAUCUGGACUCUGGCCGGUACACCUGCGAGGCGACCAACUCCAAGGGCCGUGUCUCCACCUUUGCACGGCUUCAAGUUGUGUCCGACUCGCGGCUGUACGAGGCGGACUCCCGCCUGAAGGAAAUCGCCCAUGGACGUAAUGUGGCUGAGGUGGGGGAUUCGUUGCCAAUCUUCACCAUGCGUCUGCGGGAUCGCCGCGUCCAGGUGACCUAUCCAGUGCGUCUCACCUGCCAGAUUGUAGGGUAUCCCGUGCCGGAAAUUCUAUGGUACAAGGAUGAGGAGCUGAUCAACGCUGACAGGCGACACCUGAUCACAGCCGAUGGGCAGUUCUUUACUCUAGAGAUUGCUGCCACAACGCUGGACAUGAGCGGCAUCUACACCUGCCUGGCCAAAAACGAACUGGGCUCCGUUUCGUGCCACUGCAAUUUGGUAGUGGAUAAAGGCAUUCGUGCCUACAUCUCGCCUGACUUCUAUGUGCCUCUCGAUCCGUUCUAUGUGUUCCCCGAGGGCUCUGAAAUACGCCUGUCCACAAAGGUGGAGGCCUACCCAGCCGUAGGUGUCACCUGGCAUCGUAAUGGCAUGCGCCUGCGCCCCAGUCGACGUCUGACCGCCACCCUGGACAGCAAUGGAUACGUUGAGCUAAUCAUUGCCGAGGCCACUGUGCGGGAUGCCGGAAUCUAUGUGUGCGUGGCCUCCAAUGUGGUCGGCAAGGUGGAGACCAUUUGCCGCGUGGCUAUCGAGGAGGAGGAGCACAAAAUGGUGCCGCAGCGUUCACUGGAAAUACCCAGCAUCAAGACGGACGAUCUGCCUUACUCCAAGGAACCCCUGUUUGUGGUCAAGCCUCGUUCCAGCGAGGCCUACGAGGGCGACAACGUCAUCAUAUUCUGCGAGGUAGUUGGCGAUCCCAAGCCCGAGGUGGUUUGGCUGCGUGAUUUUCUGAAUCCGGAGUAUUAUAAAGACGCGCCACAUUUUCGUAGGAUUGGCGAGGGCCCAGAGUACAGACUGGAGAUACCGAGCGCCAAGUUGGACUUUACCGGCACCUAUUCCGUCAUAGCCAGCAAUUGCCAUGGCGAGGCCAAGGCUGUAAUAUCGCUACAAAUAUUUGCCAAAGAUAUACUUAAAGAUAGCCGCAUGGAUAAGGUUCACACGCGACAUGGCAACAUCGAGACACUUCCGCGAUUCGUCCGAAACUUGAGAAAUUUGCGAUGCUGCGAUGGCGACGCCAUAUCGCUGGAGUGUCAUGUGGAGGCCAUGCCCGAACCGUACAUAAUCUGGGAGAAGGAUGGUCAUGUUGUGCCCAGUGACAGGGACUAUGUGAUGUCAUAUGACGGCACAAAGGCCAUUUUGAGCAUACCCCGCGUCUAUCCCGAAGAUGAGGGCGAGUACACAUGCGUGGCAAAGAACUCCGUGGGACGUACGCUUUCGUCUGCUUGCAUUAUCGUGGAUGUGCCCGAGGAGAAGGAGAACAUGCUGAGUCGCCAGCUAACGCGGCCAAGCGGCCUGCUCUCUGCCCACUCGACGCCACGCUCCACUCCGCGGUCGACCCCCAAUCGAAGCUUCUCGCCCAUGCGUCGACUCUCGUACCGCACCAGCAGCAUCGAUCUGUCUGGAGUGGCGGAGCGGCGCCGUAGCGAUGCCCGUAAUGCCUUUACAGCUCCCAAAUUCCUUGCCAUUCCCUACAACCGCGUUGUCGAGGAGGGUGACAACGUCCGAUUCCAGUGCGCCAUUGGAGGCCAUCCCACACCCUGGGCCACCUGGGACAAGGACGGGCUGAUUGUCACACCCACCACGCGCAUAGCUGUGAAGGAAGUGGACGAUCUGCGCUUCAUCGAGAUCGAUGAGGUGAGCUUCGACGAUGCGGGCCUGUACCGCAUCACCCUGGAGAACGAUUUUGGGCGCAUUGAGGCCACCGCUCGGCUGGACGUCAUCCGAAGCUCACGCUAUUCCAAGUCCCCUUCAGUGCGCAGUGUUCGGGCCUCCUCCUCCCGCCGCAAUGCCUAUCUACAUAGACGAAUCAUGGGUCCAUCGACAGCUAUUGGCGGACGCAUGGCUCUGGCAAGCGGCUAUCGAGGCUCCUCAGUGCCGUCGGUGAGAUUCUACCACAACAACGUGGAGCUGGAGCCCACGGAUCGAGUGCACAUUCUGCUGCAGCCGGAGGACUCAAUGGCCAUGCUCAUCGUGGACAAUGUGACGCGAGAGGACGAGGGCGUCUACACCUGCAUCAUAAGCGGCGAUCAUGAUCCGCUCAUUAGUUCCACGAGCGUUACCUUCCACGAACCCAAUACUGAACAACAGCGACGUCGCGCUGUCAUUGCGGAACCUCUGGCCGAGAUCACCAAAGCGGUGGAGGGCGAGGCAAUCGAUCUGUGUUGCCUUAUCGACUGCGACCAGCCUUACAGCUACCUUUGGCUACGUAAUGGGGAAAUUCUACCAGAUAGUGACGAGUUUAACUACAUUGAUCACGGCAAUGGAUGCCUCUGUCUGCGCCUCAACGAACCAUUCGACAUUGACUCGGGCACUUACAGCUGUCAGGUGUUUACCUCUUCCUCAUCGCCCGAAAGCAAUGACAUCCUCCUUCAGAACUCCAACCCAGCCUCAGCCUCAGCCCCGGACAGCGACUGUGACUGCAGCAGCAGCGGGGAGCUAUGCGUUUUAGAGCGGGAUCUGUCCCAAAACGACGAGGAGUGCAUACAACUAUUGAAGACACCGCUGCCCGUGGUCUGUGGAGCGGGAGAGGAGGCGCUUUUCUAUGCGCGUGUUUUUCCCUGCAAAGCGGAAGCUGUCUGGUAUCUCAAUGGAAAGCCGCUCGCCGACGAGGCGGAUGACUCACUGAACAUGACGUUGGAGUCGUAUCCAGAGAACGGCAUUCGGGUGCUGCGCCUGCGAGACGUACAGCCCUCCAAGAGCGGGGAGAUUCGGCUGCAAGUAAAGCAUCCACAGACGGAGCGGCGCAUACCCACUGCCCGGACAUAUACCAGUCUGCUGGUCUUGCCCCUUGUACGGGGCAACAGUAGUAGCAGCAACGGAUCCUCGUCGCUGGCUGCCAGAAGCUGCAUUUUGACACGCCCCGAAGAUUGCACCGCCCUCAUUGGCGGUCAUGUGCGGCUGAGCGUGCGCUACGACCCAUUCCCGGGCACCAAAGUCAUCUGGUACAAGGCGUGCCGUGCCAUUGUCGAGGGUUCCAAUGUGACGAUCCGUACGAGCGCUCAACAGUCGACGCUCUACAUAACGGACAUCUCGGCCGAUGACAGCGGCAAGUACACGGUAGAAAUAAUGAAUGACUACGGCGUGGAGGCAGCGGCCGCCUCGGUGGCCGUUGAGGGACCACCAGAGCCACCCAGCGGACAGCCGAGUGUAUCCCCCGGUCCAGAUCGCAUGGCGGUGGCAUGGUGUGGACCGCCUUACGAUGGCGGCUGCAUGAUUACGGGCUUCAUCAUUGAAAUGCAGAGCUGCGAUCCUGUGAACUGUGAUAAGGAAUACGAUGAAUGGCAGCAGGUGGCACGUGUUGUGGACACCCUGGCCUACACCGUCAAGAAUCUUCAACCCCAAAUGCAGUAUAGAUUUCGCGUGCGAGCCGAGAACAUACACGGACGCAGUGCGCCCAGCCAGGCUAGCGAACUGGUACAGAUGAGCAGCAGCCAGUACGGAGCCAGAGCGGGAGAGACGACCACCGUGGACUAUGGACAAGCGGUGAGCGUGCAGUCUGGCGGGGAUUUCAAGGCGCGCUUCGAGGUCAUCGAGGAGCUGGGCAAAGGCCGCUUCGGCAUCGUGUACAAGGUGCAGGAGCGUGAUCAGCCGCAGCAACUCCUGGCCGCCAAGGUGAUCAAGUGCAUCAAAUCGCGCGAUCGCCAAAAGGUGCUCGAGGAGAUCUCCAUCAUGCGAUCGCUGCAGCAUCCCAAGCUCCUACAGCUGGCUGCCUCCUUCGAGAGUCCGCGGGAGAUUGUGAUGGUGAUGGAAUAUAUCACCGGUGGAGAGCUGUUCGAGCGUGUGGUGGCAGAUGAUUUCACACUCACGGAGCUGGACUGCAUUCUGUUCCUGCGACAGGUGUGCGAGGGCGUCGCCUACAUGCACAGUCAGAGCGUUGUUCACCUGGACCUGAAGCCGGAGAACAUCAUGUGCCAUACACGUACCAGCCACCAGAUCAAGAUCAUUGACUUUGGCCUGGCACAGCGACUGGACACGAAGGCACCCGUUCGGGUGCUCUUCGGAACUCCAGAAUUUAUACCGCCAGAGAUCAUUAGCUACGAGCCCAUCGACUUCAAGUCGGACAUGUGGAGCGUAGGCGUCAUUUGCUAUGUGCUGCUCUCUGGUCUUUCCCCCUUCAUGGGCGACACCGAUGUGGAAACCUUUUCGAAUAUUACAAGAGCGGACUACGACUACGAUGACGAGGCCUUUGACUGCGUUUCGCAGGAGGCCAAGGACUUCAUCUCCCAGCUGCUGGUGCACCGCAAGGAGGAGCGCCUGACUGCCAAGCAGUGCCUGGAGUCCAAGUGGCUGUGCCAGCGCCACGAUGACAAUCUCAGCAACAACAAGAUCUGCACGGACAAACUCAAGAAGUUCAUCAUUCGACGCAAGUGGCAGAAAACUGGAAAUGCUAUUCGCGCCCUGGGACGCAUGGCCACGUUAUCGGCCUCGCGAAGGAAUUCAGCCAUCGCAAUGGGAGCCCUGAACAGUCCGCGACCCUCAAUCUCUGGCCUGGGUAUGCUGAAUGCCGCCAGCGCCCUGGUCAGCACUGUGAACACGCAAAUGACAUCUCUGCACGAGGAGGAGGAUGACUUCAGUGUUGAAAUGCCGCACGUGGACAAGCGGUAUGCCCACGGAGCCCUUAAGCUGCGCGACAAGUCGCAGUGCAGCGAGCGCAGCGACUCCGGCUACAGCGAGUGCUCCAACUGCAGCCUAGGGGCAGCCGGCGUCGUGGCCCAGGAGACGCUGCUCCUGUCACUGGCCAAGUCCAAGCUGGAGCAGAUUGCCAAGGCGAGCAGCGGUCCUCUGCCAGUGGUCCUGGACUGUCCUGAGAGUCCUAUCACCCUGGAGCUGCCACCCAAAGGCGAGGCCAUAAUGCGCUCCGACUUCACCAACACUAUAAAGAUGCGGAAAAAGUCGCUGGAGGACAGUGCCAUGCGCGAGAAGCCGAAGCUGCAUGCCAAGCCCCUGUGCGAGUCCUCCAAGCUGAAGGUGUCCCAGUUGAAGGACAAAUUCCAGCAGACCAAAAUCGCUUCCGCUGCUGCUAACAACCCCAAGCUUGCCCUAGAGCCCAACAAGAUUACCAAGGUCGCCAGCGUGGGGCGCAUCCCUCGAACAGAAGAGACAGGGAAAGCCGCAAGCAGUAACAGCAGCUCUACUAAAGCUAAAUCCGCUCAAACCCGAUCCAUGCCUAGUUCACCGCUGCCUCAGCGUGCCGCCACACCGACGCGGCUGAUGAGCCAACGUGUCCGUGAGGCGACCGAGCGUCUUUCCCAACAGCACACUGUGGCCAGCGCUCAACGGCACAACAGCAAUGGCAAUGGCAAUGGGAUCACUAACGGCAAUAGCAACAGCAAUGGCAACGGUAAUGGAAACGUCCCAGAGAGCAGCCGAGAGUCACGUGCGCGAAGUCUCAUCAAUAGAUUCAACGAAACGAAACAUAUCACGUCCUAGAUUUAUGUCGCAUAAACGCCGACGAACAUAACUUUAUUAUUGCAGAAAUAAUUUGUUCAGACAAAACCCAGCAGAAAAUCUACGAACACUCGAAUAUAAAUAUGAAUAUGAAUAUGAAUGCGAAUGCAAUUGCGAUUGCGAUAGCGAACACGGGGUUAGAACACCAUCGCCCUCACCUCACACCCCAGCCACAGACACAGCCACACCAUAAACACAUUAUAAUCCACAUCCACAUCUCUGAUCAGAUCAGGCACUCCCCCUAAACGGGGGUAGGCACUGUACUUAGGCUAGAGGAAGCUAAAUAUUUAAAUUAUUGUAUCGAUUUAUAUACAUACUUAUUUACCAUACUAAUUAAAGUUACUGUAACGAAGA
Drosophila persimilis is the source of this 9794-nucleotide messenger RNA. RefSeq names its product titin homolog. The record is from RefSeq and is a predicted model, not a curated record. Gene Ontology annotation, biological process: protein phosphorylation. Gene Ontology annotation, molecular function: ATP binding; protein binding; protein kinase activity. NCBI's taxonomy places the organism in Eukaryota, Metazoa, Arthropoda, Insecta, Diptera, Drosophilidae.